AUGCCCUUCCUCCCCCCCUUUUACUCCUCCUCCCCCGCGAACUCUUCGUCCUACUUCAACCCCUCCUCCUCCUGCUACGCCUCCUCCACAUUCGCGCCGCCCCACUCGUUGUCCCCAGACUGGCAGGGUGAGUCCGCUCACUCUGGCAGCCUAGAAUGUUCGUUCCCUUCUAGACAAUCCGGGGGGUCAUCCGACCGGAACGGAGGACGGCGCUUAUGGCACGAGAACUGGCGCACUACAAGGUGACAUCGCCGCACUCAACGAGACUCGAUUCUCAGAAGAAGGCCAACUGGAGGAGAUGGGUGCCGGCUUCACCUUCUUCUGGAGAUGUCGCCCUAGGACAAGCGACGAGACGCGGGUGUCACCUUCGCCUUCCGGAACGACAUCGUGGGACGACUGCCCUGUUUGCCGCGGGGCAUAA
Molecule: messenger RNA, 421 nt
Organism: Spirometra erinaceieuropaei
Lineage: Eukaryota; Metazoa; Platyhelminthes; Cestoda; Diphyllobothriidea; Diphyllobothriidae
Source: the annotation of a GenBank genome assembly